AUGAAUUAUAUCCAACCAUUUCCGUAUUACUUAACUCUUAGAGGAGUGUGCCAGCAAUGGUUGGAUGAACUCUAUCAAAAUAUAUUUCCUAAUAUGAAAGAAAUGAAUCUUGUUAAAAGACACGAAUUCGAAGAUAGCAUCAAUUACAAAUAUCCAUGGUACAACAUGAAGGCCAAAAAAACAUACGAUGCUUGUAUUCGAUAUUUGUCUUUAUUAUUCCCAAAUGUUGAAGCAAUCUCUAUGCCCUUGAUAAAACACCGUGACUUUGUUCAAUUAUAUGCUCCAAACGCAUUUCUAUCCCUAUUUCCCAAAUUAACAAAACUAUGCUUGUUCAAUACUACUCCAUUUGAUGAAUUGUUUUGGUAUGGAAACUAUUUGCAACUUGUUAAAUAUGAAUUUUUUAAUUUUGAAGACAUUGCGGACUGGUAUCCAGAGGUUAGCAAGGAUAUCAACAAACUAUUACAUUAUACUAGAGACACAGAUAUAUGCAAGCCCUAUAUCCUCAAAAACUCUCGUUUGAACCCUUUUUUUAAAGCUAUUAAGUACUUGGUUCUAGAAGAAAAACUUUCAUUUGAGCAUAUGGACUUGUUUAGCAUGCAAGGCAAACAUUUUUCGACGGAAAUUAUAGAUUUCUUUAUUGAAAAUUACAGAAAACAAAUAGAUAAUGGCUACAAACAAAUGUACCCUUUUGAGGAAUAUUUUAAGCAAGGUGGAAUAUUGUCUGUGAAUUGUGAUAUAGCAAACUAUAUUUAUGAAAAAGAGGUAUUCAAAAUUGCUUUCUCACAUGCCGUCACAAAUGAUGAAAUUGCGUUCACAAUUGUAGGAAAAAUUUUAUGCAAUAUUACAUCUCUAACAUUAGCAAAAGCAAUUUUUGAGCAAGCAAAAUUUCCAAUUCUAUUUGAGCAAGAAGUUAACCCUUUGCUUAUUCUUCUUAACAACAAUACUUGCACUGAUGUUCCUAAAAUAAUCGAACUUCUUUGCUCGUUAUACCCAAAUUUGAUUACUCUCGGAGACAUAAAUGGAACUCUUGUUAAGAAUAGUAAUAACCAAUACGUCCAUGAAUGUAAUUUAUUGCUAAAGUAUAUCCAAAAUAACGGGUCAAGGUGCUCAAGCGCAGUGUUGGAAUGUUUUUUCAGACUGGGAUGUGAUUUGAAAUAUGUUGACCUGGAAACGAAUAAUAAUUUACUUCACAUUUGCCCUAAUCCAUAUUUGUUUAGUGUUCUUCCAGCAGACUCAUUGCUAAUGAAAAAUAAGGAAGGACUGACCCCAAUUCAAAUGAAUAGCACUGCACUCAAUCAGGAGGAUGAAAACGGAAAAUUGGCGUUCACAUAUUUCAUUGAGGACUUACUUUUCAAACACAAAAGCUCAUUUGCUCUGGGAAGAGCUGUCAUCACUCUUUCUCCUCAGGACGAGUUAAAUGUGGAACGAUUGAUGGACAAGGGUUGUGAUAUACUUACAGUUUUUCAGGGAAUCAACAUUGGAAUUGCCAAGCAGGGUCACAUUAUUCUUAAUGGAGCUCUUUCCUUGAUAGCUCUGAUCAAUAUUCCGUUGAUUGCUAAAACUAGACCAAUCUUGAAAGCUCUAUGUACAGAACUAGCAAGAUAUGAAUCUUUGGAUAAUUUGUUGGUGACUAGGCUAGAUUUUUCUCAUAUUGAAUUGGAACAAUCAUUAAGAAACGUACCUAUUAAUGCCCUGUCAAUGUUGUUAUGGAAUUGGUGCGUAGACCCUCAACCGCUUCUUCUGAUGAAUAACUUUAAAGGAAAACGACCAAUACUCUCUGAUCGGUGCUUUUCCAAUAUAUUCGAUGCUGACACAGGUAUACGUUGUGAUUUUCUUUACUAUUUCCUUGCGGGUCGAUUUGACUUGGCAAACUUACAACUUUAUGUUUCUGGAUUUUAUAACUAUCAGAAUAGCUGGCAAGGAUAUGACUAUUUCACAACCCAUAUAAUCAAAAGGUUGACCUUUCAUCAUCUCAAUGGCAGAGAACUUAACGUUCUUCAAUUAUGUUGUAAGCUUGAUAAUGUUAAAGCGUUCUUUCACUUCAAGUCCAUUCAACCGUACCAACCUCAAGAUUUUGUGGAUAUUAUAGCAGAGAAUGGUGAUAGCUUUGGUUCAUUCAUUGAUCAAUAUCCCAAAGUGAAAUGGAAUCCUGAGCAUAUCAUCACUGCGUUGAAGAAUCAUCACUAUGUACUUUGCUUCAAGUUAAUCAGUACUUAUGACGAGUUAUUGACAACAAUAUCGUUAGAGGAAAUUGUAGAGAUCAUUUGUGGAUGCACUUAUUCGUCAAAUGACAUUGCAAAUUUUGAUAUCAGUGCUAUGAAACUACUGGAUAGUGUUAACAUUACGACGAAGAAAGGUUAG
This is a messenger RNA of Naegleria fowleri, 2361 nucleotides long. RefSeq lists its product as uncharacterized. The record is from RefSeq and is a predicted model, not a curated record. The transcript has 5 exons. Bases 1 to 2361 code for a protein of 786 amino acids. Lineage: Eukaryota; Heterolobosea; Eutetramitea; Acrasida; Naegleriidae.